AUGGCCCUGAAAUCAUUAUACAAAGAGUACUGGAAGACUGUAAGCAAAGAGAAAGGAGCAUGGUACGCAGACAUAAAGAAAGCCCCGCCCGCCCAACCUUGGUAUAACAAAUUAAAGCAGUAUAACAGAAAACUUAUAGUUACAAUCAACAGACUGAGGCUCGGCCACUGCCGAACGCCCAGUCAUUUAUAUAAACUGCAAUUGGUACAAAAUCCUACUUGCCCGGAAUGCCAACAUAAUUUUGCAGGUCUGCAGCACAUUUUUUUUCAAUGUCCAGCAUAUCGAAUACAAAGACUGAUACUUGUGUGUGAACUUGACCUCGUCUCCGAAGGUGUGCCCGUGUCACAAAUUCUUCAGACACUGCUGUAUACGGAGAAAUAUACCAAUUACUUUAUUUAA
Molecule: messenger RNA, 399 nt
Organism: Danaus chrysippus (African queen)
Lineage: Eukaryota; Metazoa; Arthropoda; Insecta; Lepidoptera; Nymphalidae
Source: the annotation of a GenBank genome assembly